Molecule: messenger RNA, 2355 nt
Organism: Austrofundulus limnaeus
Lineage: Eukaryota; Metazoa; Chordata; Actinopteri; Cyprinodontiformes; Rivulidae
Gene: lag3
Product: lymphocyte activating 3
Exons: 9
Coding region: 473-1858 (461 amino acids)
Biological process (GO): T cell activation; interleukin-15-mediated signaling pathway; positive regulation of ERK1 and ERK2 cascade
Cellular component (GO): membrane raft; external side of plasma membrane
Molecular function (GO): protein tyrosine kinase binding; MHC class II protein binding
Source: RefSeq, a predicted model, not a curated record
AGUUUUGUGUUUUUAAAGCUGAAACUCGUUUUAUUUGAAGUCUGACAGUGGUUGACGUGAGCAGGAAGUUCAAGACGGGGAUGAGAUGAAAAGAAUAAAAGCUGCAGUUUCACUUACCUGGUAUUUGUUAUGUCACAUGUCUUUUUUUCUCAUUUUUUUUUACAAAGGAAAAUAUUCUAACAAGAGGAAAAAAACAACUCUGAAGGUUCACCCACCCACAUACCCACAGUUUCCAGGCUGACAAACAAGGCCGCAUCAAAGUCUGGCUUGCAGCUGAAGUCACGUGACCAGCAGAGGAACUACCCAGCACACCACCUCCAUCCUCACCCACGGCCUCGUUUAUAAACCUCAGAACCUCAGACAGAAGAAAGCACACCAUCGAGCUCUUCACUGAAGGAGAACAGCAGCCUUCAGGAGGAGAAAAAAAAUAAAACAACAGAGGACCUAUUUAAAUUGAAGUUUUAAAAUAAGGAUGUUGGUAAAGGUUAUCAUCUUUGGAGGGAUUCUCCUUCUUAUGUCAGAAGUAAGAUGUGGAAUGAAAGAGGUACUUGUUGAGGCAGGAUCUCAGGCCGUGCUACCCUGCAAAUGUACAACGACAAGCUGCGAUCCUGCUGCCAUCACAUGGAGCAAAGACAAGAAAGGCACCGUUUGGAGGAAGCAAAAAAGCGGUCUGCAGUACUGGGGCUCGAACUGGGUGGAGAACGGGAUUCAACGAGUGCGAUGCCCCCACACUGGCUUCGUUCGAGGGGAUUACAGCCUCCAGAUUAACAAGGUGAAGGAGGAGGAUGGAGGACUUUACUUCUGCAGGGUGCAUAUUGCAGACAACAUCAUCGAAAACCACCGUGUCAUGCUUCGGAUUAUUCAGGUGACCAUCUCUCCACCGGCGCCCAUGUGGGGGGACUUUGUGUCAGUCACUUGCUCCGUGACUCCUUGGCCUAAUGAGGCUUAYGUGAAGUGGCUCCUGAACAAUAAGACAUAUUGGCCCAAGACCGGAUCAAUCAUAACCAAACAGAAAAGUAUCGUGGAAGAGAGGGCGACUGAGAAGUUAGCAGGGAACUGGACCUGUGUCCUUAGAGCUCAGAAAGAAUGGCGAGUCUCUGCGAGGUUGUCUGUGCGAGGAAUCAGCCAACCGCCUAAAAACAAUGUCAAACUUUACGCUGCGGUGGGGUCUGCAGUCACUCUCCCAUGCGUGUUAUCUCCUGGAUUAGCUUUUACAAAGAUGACUUUAGAGAAGACAGAUGGUCCGGAACGUCUCCCUCUCACCAACAAGUUUGUCCGUCCRAGAUCUUUAGAUAAGUCCUUUAUGAUCCAGGAAGUCACGAUGGAGGAUCAGGGCCAGUACAGAUGUGCAGUAACAGUGAGAGGACACAGUCUGAAUCGAACAAUGCAGCUCGUCGUCGCGAAAAUUGUUCAGUCAACGAAGAAAGACUCUGUGGCGUUGACCUGCCAUCUGACAGACGCAAGCGAAGUAACGGAGUACGAGUGGGUCCACGUGACCUAUGACCUCAACGGCACGAUGACCGAGGGGCCCGUCGUGAAGGGACCGAACCUUACCCUGAAGGAAGACUGGGGUGAAUGGACGUGUCGUUACUUUGGGAAAGAAGGAAUUUUUGGGAACGUGACGACCCAGGUUCAGAUAAUGAGUGGUCUAAGUGGAGAAAGCUCAGGCGUCUCAGGAAACAUGGGUACUGUGAUCGGACUCAGUUUUCUCCUCAUCAUUCUGAYGCUGUUUCUCACUCAGAUGUACAAAAAUCACCAAAGGAGGAAAAGAAUAUUACAGUAUCCUGCUCUGGAGACCAUCAUUCACAACGUCUCCAAUGAGCGUGAUGAGAAAGAAAGGAGCCGAGUAAAGAAGUAAAAGAAAAAAAGAAAAAUUAAAAUCACAAAUGCUAAAUCAAACUGAAAGUUUUCACUGCCUGCCAUAAAUUGGGAUGCUUGUAUUUGCACAGAUUUUUGUAAAUAAUCUCAGAGCAGACUUUUGUAGCAGAAACUGUUCAAACUAUGGAAGAGUUCAAACUGUAAAUAUGCUUUAUAUUAUCUGUAAAUAUUCCUAAUUGUACCAUUUAAAGGUUUAUUUCAAAACGUUUCAAAAAUAAAGUGCACAUAACAGAAAUCAUGGCUUUAUUUCCUGUGUAAAAUAAAAUUAAACCACUGAACAAAAAACAAAUUAUUAACAUAAAUAAAAUGRAAACUAAUGUAAAAAUAACAUUGGCCACAUAUAGUAAAUCUAUAUUACAUUACUUUACAUAAAUUACACUGAAGACAUUUUUUAAUAUUUGUGUGUAAAAAAGUGUUUACCAUGUUUGCAAAGGUUUAUUUACAACUUUUCUGUUCCUUAGAUUUUUCGAAAAAUGU